Messenger RNA from Anneissia japonica, 1070 nucleotides. Its product is annotated as post-GPI attachment to proteins factor 2-like. Gene Ontology annotation, biological process: GPI anchor biosynthetic process. The transcript is spliced from 6 exons. NCBI's taxonomy places the organism in Eukaryota, Metazoa, Echinodermata, Crinoidea, Comatulida, Comatulidae. Gene Ontology annotation, cellular component: Golgi membrane; endoplasmic reticulum membrane. The coding region runs from base 162 to 902 and encodes 246 amino acids. The record is from RefSeq and is a predicted model, not a curated record.
GGUUUUCGUAUGUUUUGAUCAUGUUAAAACAAACGAUCAACAAGUAUCUCUUGAAAUUGUGGCUGUUAUUUGUACAUCGUCAAGGUCUACACAUAGCCUUACUUUAAUAGAUUGAGAUGUUUAUAAGUGUCUGAAAUUUUGGAGGAACACCACUUCUUACGAUGGUAUUAAGCAGCAACUUGUUUUGCGUUCAGAUGAAGUUGGUAGUGUCUACUGCCGUCAUGCUGCCACUGCUCUCUAUAUUUAUAUGCAUUUUUCUGUCGUUUGUGAAUAAUUUUGACAGUGUUACUUGGACUCAUUGCAAUGUACCAAACUUUUUUCCAUCAAUCAGUACGGUCAUAGGAAACUACACACCUCAAAAAUACAUAUGGCGGAUAGGCGUGGCACUGCAUGUCACACCACGACUGCUGUUUGCUACAGUUUAUUACAAUUACUACAGUGAUAUGAAGCACGUCGUUGAAAAACAUUACUUGUUCGGCAUCAUUAACAGAGUUGCUUGCUUGUGCCACAUCAGCGAGAUAUUUUGCUUACUAGGAUUGACCUGCGUCUCCUCUACCGAGAAUUUUGAAAUCCACCGGAAUUGUUUUAUAGGAUUUGGUGUAUUUUCAUUUUUGUAUAUGUUGCUUUCUUGCUUGUUAAGCUACUGGCCACGUCUUUCAAAAUCACUUGCGGAACAUCAAAGUGCAAAAAGGAAAGUGUUGGUUUUCUCUGCAAAUGUGUCAUCCUUCGCUUUGCUUACAUACUUUUACUGGAGACAUAAUAAGUACUGUGAACCAUACGUGUACAGCUUCUUUGCAACUUUUGAAUAUGCAGUUAUAUUGACCAACAUGGCCUUCCAUAGCUUAGCCAUUGGUGACUUUGGCAAGAAGUAUAUUGUGCUGUUGGAUGGUGGGCGGUUAUGAAGGCCUGCCAGAAGCACUUCCUAUGAACAAGUCUUAUAUCAACAUAUAUCACAUUUGUAGUCAUUUCAUUGGUAGACAUUUUGGAAAUAGAAAAAUAUUUGUGCGAAAAAAAGUCGCUAUUUAUGAUUUUACAAGAAAAUAAAUGUUUAUAUAUUUUUGUGACAAUCA